AUGGCUCUAUCUAGUCCAGAAUCACCUGUUCCGCCACGCCGGGUUGUAAUUAAUCGCACUGAAAACCCGAGCGAGGAACACGAGGAGCUGAACAAGAUGGCGCACGGCGUUGUGGCAGAAAGUCGAAGGUUUGUACUCUUGGUUGGGUUUUCUUUUAUGUAGCAAGGUUUCGCUUAGUUGUGUUAUUAAUGGGGGGAACUUAUUUAACUUAGAUAAUUUACUGAAAUUUUAAAAGGUGUAUAUGCACACGAGCCCAAGCUUAGCUUGAUUUAUUACAUGGCCAUAUGCAUUGUUUCUAUUUUAUGCAUUAUUUUUAUUUUAUGGUUCAGUAAUAGUGAUAGAAGGCAGGUUUUUCUGAAGGGUUUUUUAUCCAAAAUAUCAAUCGAAUACUCAAGGAGAAAAAAAUAAAGCAAUAAAUCAUUGGUUGGUUGUUUUUUUAACAGUCACAGAAUCAUGAUCAACAUGCAAUGUAUACCAGCAGCCUUUACUAACUCGUUGAUCAGUUUGUACAGUACUGUUUUCUCAUUUCAUUUUGUUUGUAUAACCGCUUAUUUUACUCAUUUGACCUUAAGACGGAAUCCACCAGGAAAUUGAAUGAUUUUGAUUUUCAAUGGACAAAAACCUUGUACGAGAAUAAUUUAAAGCAUAUUGCAUUCUUUUUUACAUUUUUUAAGGGCUAAAGAUGUAAUUAGUCAUCUGUAAUAAUACCGAAGAAAAUUUCCUAUAGAAGCCCAAGAAAUAGAGAAUACUUCAUGGAAAGUGCUGGCGUACGGUAUUUACGCACGAGUUGUUGACGUAUCAGAAAUCGAACGAGUGAGCGCAGCGAACGAGUAAGAUUUCUGAUACAAAAACAACGAGUGCGUAAAUACCGUACAAAGCACUUUCCAUGUGGUAUUGUGUUUAUUAUAUACAUACUGAGACAUUCAUCAUUUUGGCGGCCUUUUUAUUUUAAAUCUUUCAAAAAUGCUAAAAUUUGCUGCUACACACUUACCGCAAAAUCACAACGAAAACGAAGUAUCAGCUUUUUAGUAAAAACGUUUGUUAAAAACAUAAAUGACGGUGAGGAUAUGAGGUAAUCCAAGAACUACAAUUUAGUAAUCUUAACUGUUCGUUCUUAAUGCACAAUUGAAAAUGAGUGAAUUUAAGUAAAAUGGCCGGUUUCAGUAUAAGCUUAAGCUUAAAUGAAAGGCAAAGUAGCUCAGACAAAAAGCACAACAAAAGCUUACGUCUCGUUCUGUUUAUCCCUUUCCGCUGUUGUUUCGCCGGCUCUCUACCGUUUUCUUUAUCGACAGUGAAACAAACGAAACUAUUCCACUCCAUUUCGAAAUGUUUUUCACUUUUUUAGCGAGAAAAACUCUUUGAGUAAAACUUUUCUCGUUGAAUGUGUGCGAAGCGGCGCUGCAAGCUGCAAUAAAAGGCGGGAAUUUUGGCGCCAAACUCACACACCUCUGUGGCUUCUGAUUGGACGUAUCAUUUUUCUCACACAUGAAAAAACAUCGUUCGCGAUUCUGAUUGGACGUAUCAUUUUUUUCACGUGUGAAAACCAUCGUUCGCUCCUCUGAUUGGCUAGAACUAAUCUGCGUACGAAAAUUUACGACAUAGCUUUUUGGUGAGUAUUUCUCAGUAUGUAUAUAAUAAAAUAAAAUGCCAAAUUUCACAAAAUUGCAUCUUUCACAUGAAAUUUUCAGAACUAAAUUAAAAUUACUCAAUUUUCCGGUGGAUUCCGUCUUAAUACUAGGCCUAUUUUUUGGCCUGCUAUUCCAAACCAACUGUUAACUCACUUUUGUAGCACAAUAUAUGCCAUGCCACGUCAAGCUGUUUAAAUUCCAUGGUUGUUUUGUUUACAGUGAAGAUGUCUUCUCAAGCUAUGCUUGCAACUCAUUAAAUCAUAGAGGAAUUAAACAUCAUCUGGGGGAUAUUGGAGAAGCUGGUUGCUUGGCGGUAAGUAUGUAUACUACAUGUUUUUUGAAAUAGCUUGAAAAUCAAACCAAAUUUGUCCCUAGUGUGGUUAAACAAGCAUUAGACCUUGUUUGAGGCAGAAUUUUCUUUGUUUCCUAGCCUCAACAAAGAGAAGUCAUUAUGUCAUGUUGCCCUGCUUACUAGCAAAAUUCCUGGAUCUCAGCAAACUGUGGCCCUGCAAUUAUAUGGGAGAAAAAAAUAGGACUGUAUGACUUUCCUAUGAUUGCACUUAGGACUUUUCUUUCAUCAUCCAAAAAUACAAAUCGUGAAAUGGCCAUUUCUGUCUUGAAAGAAGGACAGUUGAGAUCCAGAAAUCUUGUUACAUGAUUGUAAAGUGAUAUCACGCUUUUCCCAAUUAUUUGUAGGGGACAAAGAUAACAUUAUUCCAUUUUAUCUGAGAACAGUUUAUUCUCACAAUGUUCAACUGUCUGCGCUAUUGAUAUUUUUGUUUUUAAAAAGGUUGUUUCAUUUUGCGGGUUUUACUGAUGAUUAUCUUUUUAAAGUAAACGCACAAUAAAAUGGCUACUGAUUUAAUGUAUGUCCCCUCUCUUUUCUAGGCACAGCAGCUACCACAAGCUAAAUACUAGUCAUUGUUUAAAUCGCUUCCACAAGAUUUAGUAGAGACAGGUGAUGAUAAUUGACAUAUUUACUUUGACCAACAUUCCGGUUAUUCUCUUGUUUCUUUAAGUCUCUGUUACUUGUGGCUCUCAAGUUCUCUUAGUUUCCUUUGCUCUGUGGCUCUCUGUUAUGCCUGGUUUUCCUGAUUCUCAUGGUUGGUAUUUCUCAUGGCUCUUCCUGUUAUCGUUGUUCUUGUACAUGUAGUUCUCAUCGGUUUUGUGAUCCUCCACAAGUACAUGAACCAGCCUCUGAGGACUACAAGAACCACAGAAACAGGAGACCAAUGAAUCAUGAUGCCAAUAAGAAGUAGCAAACCAUUUUAAAUUCAAGAAUCAGAAGAACCCAUGAGACCAUUGAGACCCUGGCAAAAAAAUGAUGAUACCGAUGAAAACAUGUGCGACCAUUCAAAUGAGACCUCUUCAACAGUUACUGUACUUUUACAUGGCAUCAGACUAAAAAACUAAUGGUUUUUUCCACAUUUACAUGUAAAAACUCUUUAAAAAUGAAAGUUGAAAUUUUUGUUGAAUUGGACACUUAGGUCACUUCUUGAAAAGAAGGGGUUUACAUAUAGUUGGGUUUUACUUACAGCAGCUUUGCCCCCCUCCCCCCUCCCCCCUCCUUUAAUCAGACACCAAAGGGACAGAACCAAGUGUCCACUUUACAGAGCUGUCUGCUUUAAUUAUUGAGGUAAAGUAAUAUGUAUAAAGUUAGAUGCCUUUAAGCUAUAUAUGUGCAAGAGAGAGAAUUGUUGUGUCCAUUUGCACAUGGCUAAAAGUUUGUGUAACAACUCCCAACAACAUGCAACAACAUUGCAACAACAUGCAACAGGGUGUGCCAAUGGACGCAACAUGUAACAUUCAACAAUGUUGAGACCUGUUGGCCGACAAUGUUGCAUACAUUUGCAUGAGGCUGUAGGAUGAAAAGACCUUAUAGAGGUGUUUGCAUGGAGGCGUUUGAUCAUAUUUUAGGUGAUAAUUUUGUAAUAAUAUUGAUAAAGGGAAAUGUUGAUAAGCCUAUUUUUUUUUUGUUUACAUCAGGCAAACUAAGUGAUUUGCAACUGGAAGGAGUUUUGUAAGCUGUAAGUAUAAUUAUCACCUUAUUAGUAUCAAGAACUCUGUCAACAUUUGUCGGCUUUUGUAUUGCUCUUUCUUCUGUCCACGUAAAGCAUUUAAAGUAUUUGGGAAAAGAUGGAUUUCCAGCUAAAAAUAAAUUCAUUACAAAAAAGGCCCUUCCAGCUGCUGGGGAGAUGUGGUAGCAGAGAGUGUGUUAUUGCACAGUCGUGGUCUUGAGUAAUAAAAUCAAGUUAAACAGCAUGAAAAAUUCAUUUUAUAAACUGCUGUUGAUUUUUUUUUAAUAGUGUCAGAGACAUCAGAUGGUCCUUGCCAAUGGACAGAGAGCUGGAUUCUUUAUAGGGGAUGGUGCUGGGGUUGGAAAAGGAAGACAAGUGAGUACAUUUUGUUUUUGUACAAUUUCAUGCUGUUAAGUCGAUGAACUGUUACUUUGUUUAUUUAGACAAAAAUCAAGAACAAUGGCCAUUUUCACUGAGGUGCAAAUUUACCUCAUUUUCAUGUUUGCAAAAGCACUUGUCUCGUUUUCAUUUUAAAACCAUUUGAUAUCACUUGUAUUUUCCAUUGCCUCCACAUUGCGUCCAAACCAUGUUAAACCACUCAAGAAUUGGAGUUGCUAUGGCAUUUUAUUAAUCUUUGAUCAGCUGGUAGGGUGUGACAGUUGGUACGGGCGUGCAAAAGAACAUACAUGGUUGAUCAUACAACCUUGAAAAGGUCUUAAUUCUACUACUGUCAUCUUGAAAAGUCCUUGAAUUUGGUUUAGGUCCUUGAAAAGUACUUGAUUUCUUUAUUAGGUCAUAAAAAGUCCUUGAAAUUCACAACCUUGUCUACGUCAGACAUCUUUUUCUGUAAAAUUAGAUUAUUUUGCCGAGGAAAAUUCGGCUCAUCCUCGGUGUAAGAUUUGACCUGUAAAACUCACGGGUAACUAUGCUUAAUUUCUGCACCUCAGAUGCAAUUGCACGUCAUACCCAGUCAUUUUGCAAAGUCUUGUUAUGGAAAGGAGUAUAAAAUAAUGUGAUCAAUGAUAUGGCCAAAGAAGUCAAAGUCGUAAAUGACUCCAUGACAUGUUUUAGCCAAUAGGGUGAUCAAAGGGGGUUAAAGAAUGCCUACGAUUUAACAGAAAUAUCGUAGUCCUGGAAAACUGUAAUUUGUCCUUGAAAAAUUCUUGAAAUGUCCUAGAAAUUUGUUUGUUUGAAGUUGUACAAACCUUGAAUGUAGAACUGUUUGACUUUAAGCCCAUUAAAUUUGUAGUCAAGAUUACACUCCAGUUGUUUUCUACUGUAGAUUGCUGGCAUUGUUGGACAAUUUUGCACGUGGAAGAUCCAGACAUAUAUGGUUUAGUAUUUCAGCUGACCUACGAUUAGAUGCCCAAAGGUGUGUUCAGAUUAUUCUUUAGCCAAAGUCUGAUUAUGUAUUCAAUGGAAUUUUGACCUUUUAAGUCAAUGAUUUUAACCCAUUCACUCCUAGGAAUUUUUGCAAAAAAUACCUUUUAAAAAAGUCUACUCUCUAUGACUUAUUGGCAAGGUAGGUUUUAUUACAGAUUAGAAGUCAUAAACAGGAUUUUCUUUUUCAAAAUCAUCUUCUGGUCCCUCAGUCGAUCCUACAGGAUGCAGGCAGUAAAUUAUUUUGCAUCUUUGGAGAUCUGAUGCAUCAGGGGCACAGGAUGCACAGGCAGGGGUAACAAAAUCACUGCAGCAUUAAUCCCUAUAGCAGUUUGUUACACAAUCAGGUUUGCUGGUAAUUGCUCUCUCUCUCUCUGUAUAGCUGUAAAAUACUAUAACCCAAGAAACUGACAAAUUUCUGAUUGUUUUUCAUUUGUCAGAGAUUUACAUGACAUUGAUCGAUUUAAGACUUAGUCUAUUUCUUAAAUCGAUUUAAGCUUAAAUCGAUAUAAGCUUAAAUCGAUUUAAGACUUAGUAUAUUUCUUAAAUCGAUUUAAGCUUAGUCGUUAAAUCUAUUUAAGCUUAAAUCGAUAUAAGAUUAAAUCGUUUUAAGACUUAGUCGUUUAUUUCUUAAAUCGAUUUAAGCUUAAUCGUUUUAAGACUUAGUCGUUAAAUCUAUAUAAGCUUAAAUCGAUAUAAGCUUAAAUCUUUUCAAGGGGACGUAAUUAUUCAAAAUGUCUUAAUACAGCGAUGAAGAUUAUUCUAUUUAAAAAUUAAUUUACGACCCAGUCUUAUUGAUCAUAUCGACUCCAUAAAUCAACUUAUUUAAAUAGACUUACAAUCGAUCAAUUUGACUGAAUAUCGGCAUUAGCGAAAUCGAUUUAACUAUAAAUAUACUAAGCCUUAAAUCAAAACUAAAUUUAACCAAAUUCAACGAAAUCUUAAAUCGAUUAAAGCUUAAUUUAACUAAAUAAGUCUUAAAACUAUUUAAGCUUAUAUCGAUUUAAGCUUAUAUAGAUUUAACGACUAAGUCUUAUAUCGAUUUAAGCUUAAAUCGAUUUAACGACUAAGUCUUAUAUCGAUUUAAGCUUAUAUCGAUUUAAGCUUAAAUCGAUUUAACGACUAAGUCUUAAAACGAUUUAAGCUUAAAUAGAUUUAACGACUAAGUCUUAAAACGAUUUAAGCUUAUAUCGAUUUAAGAAAAAAUAGAUUUUACGACCAAGUCUUAAAUCGAUUUAAGCUUAUAUCGAUUUAAGAAAUAAAGGACUAAGUCUUAAAUCGAUUUAAGCUUAAAUAGAUUUAACGACUAAGUCUUAAAACGAUUUAAGGUUAUAUCGAUUUAAGCUUAAAUACAUUUAACGACUAAGUCUUAAAACGAUUUAAAGCUUAUAUCGAUUUAAGAAAUAUACUAAGUCUUAAAUCGAUUUAAGCUUAAAUCGAUUUAACGACUAUGUCUUAAAUCGAUUUAAGUUUCAUUUAACAAGGUCUUAAAUCGAUUUAACUAUGUAGAUUUAGAACGAUUUAUUUUAAUUUUAAGUUAUGUAUUUUUAUUAUAAAAACUAUAUAAUGCUGUUUGUUUUCAUUGUGCCAGCCGCUGAUAAAUAUUUUUACCCUGUUAAAUAAAUUUACGUAGUUACGUAUAUUUAUUUAUUAAAUUUAUAUAACACCCUAUGGCCAGCUGCUGAUAAUGAUCCGAACAUCCAUUAACAUGCCGACAUUGAAGUUUAUCUUUUUUUAAAAUAAAGAGAAUAACAGCGAUUGUUCUACAUAAAGUUUGCACGGACAGCAGCCAAAUGAUGUUUUGAUUCGUUGCAACAGCCUAACAUCGCUCACCUUGACGUUUUGUCCAUGAUCCACGAUCUGCCGUCACUGUUUUCAUGAAAGAAAUCAACCCAAUUUUACCUUGGUCGUCGUUAAAUUUACAAUGGACUAAGGAACGUACAUCAUCGUGAACGUUUGAAUCUUGUAAAUACAUGCACCCCCAGCUCAGAUUCUUGUAUCUGUGUUGCUUGCUCUGGUUCGAUUCGUCGGUACUUCCGCGUAGAAUUCACUGAACAGUGCCGUUGUUUACAAAUACCUUUGAGCUGUUCCAUCCAAAAACAUCAACAGAACUUCCACCUCGAAACACUGAACUAGAUGCUAAACACUUACAAUGUAUGAAUGUUUGCGCCUUUCAUUCAACGGUCGCAAAUGUUUGUCCAGCGAUGUAAUGUGAUCUGAUGCAAAAGUGCCGACCAAUUAGAUUACAGCCUAGAAUGUCUCCAGGAAUUAGCGAUAACAUUCCCACACUCGCCAGUCACGGAAUAAAAUUUAUUGAAAUCUUUAUUCCAAAAGCAUAGAAUUUGGAGGUUUAUUCAAUAAGUGAUCUUCCCUGCGUACAAGCUUACUCACAUUUCUUAGAGGUACAGUCAAAGUUUUCUCGUUAUGAAAGCCGUAAUCUGUGGCAAAAGGCUUUUUCUGGCGGUUCAUGUUAUGAGCGCUCAAGAACGUUGUGCUAUCAGAUCCAGCGUAGCUGAAUUGUAGCGUUACUGCAGCUAUUGAAAGUCGGCAACUGCGCUGCAAAACUGCUGCCGAGAGCUUCAAAGGCAGCACCAGCGCUUUUGCAUCCCGCUGCAACUUGAUUAAGCUGUUGUUUGGCUUCUAAAUGCUGCUAAACAGCUGUAAUUUAGCUGUACAGCUAUUUUGUGGCGCCGUACAGCGCUGCAAGUUUCGUACGGGUUUGCUCUCCAGGGUUUUAAUUUUGAAGAUCUUUAAGUCCUUAUUUGGUAUCUGCAGCGUUGUGCAGCGAUAAUGCAGCCUCAAGCGUCGCUUGUAUUCAGGUUGUCAUAUGGAGUGGUUUCAAUGUUUUAUAUAUCUAAGUCUCAUUGCAGCUUUUAAGCAGCGGCCCGCAGCGCUGCUUUACCGUGGCAAAAUUUUGCAGCGCUUUCGCAGUGCACGAAAUGUGACGUUCUCUGCUUUAGCGACUCACGAGCACUGCUUUACAGACGCUUAAGCGCUGUGCAACCAUAAAAGUGAACUGCUGCAGCGCUGCGGCAGCGUUGCGUCGUUCGUACGGGCUAUAGCAGUUUGUUAUGAAAUCAGGGAUGCUGGUGAUUGCUAUCUCUGUAUAGCUGUAAAAUACUAUACACCCUAGAAACUGACAAAUUUCUUAUUGUUUUUCAUUUGUCAGAGAUUUACAUGACAUUGGUUGUUUUGUCAAAGUGAUAGACGGUUGUCAGCAGCUGGAUAAAGAAACCAGGUACACAAACUCGAAUACCACGGGUACAUUAUUUAGAGUAGGGCUAGAAGGGCCAUGCCCUCCCCUGCCUUUUUGUCUUAAAUCUUGUUAAAUUUCAGAAAAAAUUCUCUCAACGUCUGUCUUCCAGAAUCUCAAUUUUUGGAUGAAAUGCUCAGAAUUCUCUCUCUUUUGGAAUUUUUUAAAUCUUUCUCUGAAUACUACAAGUUAUCUACACUGGCUGGUGUCUGUUGUUAUCAUUAUGUAACACAAUAUAUUCUUAUACAUAAAUUCCUUUUCUUAAUAAUUAUUUUCUAAGAGUUCUUUUUCAAACCAAUCUGUGCAUGCAUGUUGCAUUAAUUUUCAUUUUCCUUCAAUUCAGGUGUAUUAUUUUUUCCCCAAGUGAUAAUUUGAUCCAAAAUCUUUCCAAGCCAACUAUUGCUUCCUACAGUGUAAAAGAAAGGAGAAGUCACACUACCAUGGUAGCAAAAUUUCUGGGUCUCAACAAACUGUGGUCCUGCCAAUAUGGUGGGGAAAAAACAACAACAAAAAAUUUUUUGUGCAUUAUUGCACUUAGGAAUGAAAGGGUGGCUGGUAUUUUCCUUCCAUCAUUUGACAAUACAUGGCCAUCCGUCUCUGUCAAGGAAGAUUAUUUUUGAGAUCCAGAAAUUUUGCUUCCAUGGUAACAUGGCAUCACACAUCUCCUCUCUAUAGAAGCAAUAUUCUCUGAUUUCUUUGACAAUAAUUAUAGAUCAGCUGGAAUUUUGAAAGAAAUCCAAUACUAUUGACAUUAUUUUGUUUUGCAGAGUAUUUGGCUUACCUGCUGAUUUUAAAGAGGGUGUUGUCUUCAGUACAUAUGCAACACUGGUGUCGUCUGUUCAAAAAGGUGAGCGUGUAGUGUGAAUGUCAUCUAUCACUGACAAUAGACAAGGUUCCUGUUUUUGUUGAUCUGUUUUAUAAUUGUUUUUUUUUGGACAGGUGCCAAUCGUCAGAGCAGAUUGCAACAGCUCAUAGACUGGUGUGGUGGUGAGCAGUUUAAUGGAUGCCUCAUAUUUGACGAGUGUCAUAAAGCAAAGCAUUUUGUUCCUGUAAGUGAUUUACAGUAGUUUAGCCCUUAUUCUUUGUAUUCGUAACUGCAACAAAUACAUGUAAAUCCCUUAUUUAGGGCAAAAAGCAUGGUUUAUUAGAAACUGCCACUAUCUGAUCAUCAUUAUACAAGUUACGUUUCGUAUGAAGUGGAUGAGAGGACAACAGUUUGUGUUCCCUUUACAUUACAUACAGUUCGCAUAAAGCAUGGCUGGGCACUGGGUUUCUUUAGAAUGGAAUUGGUCUUGUUACACUCAUUAAUAAAUGCACAACCAUUACACUCUCCACACAAAUUCACUGACCAGUGAUGCAUAUUGACACUAGCGACAGAUGUUACAAGUCAUGGAUUCAACUAAGUACUCUGCUCAAUGUAGCUUAUUUCAUUUUAGGGCAAAGAAGAAUCCAGCACAAAAGUUGCUCUUGCUGUCACAACAAUACAAAGGUAUGAUAAAGUUAUUUGACUUCAUUUUUGAAUAUCAAUUGUCAGCAUGUAAUUAACACUCUUAUGUAAUAAUUAAAGUGCUAAUAAUUUUACAAUUUGAAAGAAGCAGGGAGCAGGGAUGGAGCAGUUGUGAUCGAGCACUUGCCUCCCACCAAUGCAGCUCGAGUUCAAUUCCCAGGGUUGAUGCCAGAAACGUUGGGAGGGGAGGUGUGGAGGUGUUGCACAUGUACAUUUUAUAUGAAAGGAGGAUUUGAUAUCAUGUCAAGUGUCACUAAGGGCGUUGUUCCGCGCACCCUUCAAUACAAAUAUUAGAAUAUGUAAUAGUUAUUAUUAAAAACUGAAUCAUUGGAUAAUGCAAUUCUAGAGCUCUGUUGGCUUAGCCAUCAUGGUAUGUGAGCCAUUGUACCAUGCUCUGCAAAUAAUUAAUUAAAAGUAACCGUACGCGUCUGCUGAAUGUUAAAAACGAGCUGAAAAUCGGUUGUUUUUACAAAUAAAGUCAGGAAGAAUUCUCGAUAUUUUGCGGGCGUUUUUAAUAAAACAAUUAUUUCACUGAAGCUUAUAGGAUAUGAGAUAAUUAUAGCCAACUCAUAUCUAACAAGCACUUGUGGAAUAAUUGUUAAAUAUACCUGACCUCCUUACCGUCUCCACAGAGUUCCCCCCCCCUCCCCUACAGUAACUGCUGUGCCCAAAUUUUCUCUUCUUUACAGAUUUAUUCUUUUUUCACUUCAUAGAAUGCUACCCAAAGCUCGUGUUGUGUACUGUAGUGCAACUGGUGUGACAGAUGUAAAAAAUGUGGUAGGUGUAGAGUGA
This is a messenger RNA of Porites lobata, 10578 nucleotides long. The record is from the annotation of a GenBank genome assembly. NCBI's taxonomy places the organism in Eukaryota, Metazoa, Cnidaria, Anthozoa, Scleractinia, Poritidae.